Amoebophrya sp. A120 is the source of this 212-nucleotide messenger RNA. The record is from the annotation of a GenBank genome assembly. NCBI's taxonomy places the organism in Eukaryota, Dinophyceae, Syndiniales, Amoebophryaceae.
AUGCUGUAUCCGGCAGAGACUGCGGUGAAGUUGUCUGCGGUGGCCCUGCUUUCCAAGCAAGAAAACCCGGUCCCGAAGAAUCUAUUGAUCCGCCGUGACCAAAUUCACACGCUGCUAACUCGGUGCGACAACUGCCCGCUCGACUUUACCCAGAACAUGCACGUCUACCGGGCCCUGAUCAAUCGGGGGUUCGCGUGGUGCCCCGCCUUCGG